Urocitellus parryii (Arctic ground squirrel) is the source of this 1518-nucleotide messenger RNA. The record is from RefSeq and is a predicted model, not a curated record. Lineage: Eukaryota; Metazoa; Chordata; Mammalia; Rodentia; Sciuridae.
UGGGCGGGCAGGUCGCGCCGUGGGACCCUGUGGGAGCCGUGGGCGUCGGGGUGGGUGCUGGAGCUGAGGUGAUUUCCGAUCUGGUGGGUUGGGACUCCCAGGAAAAACCUGACGUCUCGGGAUUCUUUCUGCGUUCGGUUCCGCUCCGCGCGGCGCCGAGGAGGAAUAAUGGCUGCCACCUUCCAGGGGGUGGUGGUGGUGUUCAGUGAUGUGACUGUAGACUUCUCCCGAGAGGAGUGGGAAUACCUGGACUCUGUGCAAAGAGUUUUAUACAGAGAUGUGAUGCUGGAGAACUACAGCAACCUGGUAUCAGUGGGACUUUCUAUUUCUAAACCAGCUGUGAUCACCUUAUUGGAGCAAGGGCAUGAGCCCUGGACAGGUGGUCCAGAGUUUACUAGAUGUAUUAUCAGAUUGCUUGAAGCUGUUUUAACCACAUUCAUGGUUUCUUUAAAGGGAAAAAUUAGUAAUGUAAAAUCAUUYCCAUUAGAGUUCAUGGAAGGAAUUAUAAGGCCGUGCUCAAGUGUCCAAGAUAUUUGGGAAUGUAAAGACCAGUUUGAGGGACCAUAUUCUUAUCAAGAAGCACAUUUCAGCAAAGUAAUAAUCACCCGUGAAGAUGUACCUGCUUUUGAUCAGCAGGUAUCUCUUACUCUAUACCACAGAUCUGGAAAUGAGGAUAAACCAUAUUACUGUAAGGAAUGUGGGAAGCCUUUUAGUCGUGGAUCACAACUUACUCAACACCAGAGAACUCACAGUGGUGAGAAACCCUAUGACUGUAGGGACUGUGGGAAGGCCUUCAGUUGUAGUUCCGCACUUUCAAGACAUCAGAAAACUCACACUGGUGAGAAACCCUAUGAAUGUAAGGAAUGUGGUCAGUCCUUUAGUUGUGGCCCAUAUCUUCUGUGACAUCAGAGGAUUCACACUGGUGAGAAACCUUAUGAAUGUAGACAAUGUGGGAAGGCUUUUAGUUGGAUGUCAUAUUUUUCUCAACAUCAAAGAAUCCAUACUGGUGAAAAACCCUAUGAAUGUAAGCAGYGUGGAAAAGCAUUUUGUUGGAAGUCCUAUCUUACAAAACAUCAGAGAAUCCAUACUGCUGAGAAAUUCUAUGAGUGUAAGGAAUGUGGGAAGGCCUUUAAUAAGACCUCAAAACUUGUUCAACAUCAGAGAAUUCACAUUGGAGAGAAGCCCUAUGAGUGCAAAGAAUGUGGAAAAGCCUUUAUUAGGAGCUCAAGCCUCAUUCAGCAUCAGAGAAUUCACACUGGUGAAAAACCCUAUGAAUGCAAGGAAUGUGGAAAGACCUUUAGUUGUAACUCAUACCUUUCUCAACAUCAGAGAUUUCACAGUGGUAAGAGACCCUAUGAAUGUAAAGAAUGUGGAAAGACCUUUAGUUACCACUCAAACUUCACCAUACAUAAGAAAAUGCAUACAGGUGAGAAACCCUAUGAAUGCAAGAACUGUGGCAAGGCCUUUACUAGGAGUUGGAACUUUAUUCGACACCAGAGAAUUCAUAAUGGUGAUUAA